AUGACGCAGCCAGCCUCAGACACAUCCGAUCUUCAGAGGUUUGAUCAAAUGUUUGUACAUUUGACGCCACGUGGAGCCUCGAUACCUUACAAUGUUUGUUAUGAUCACGACGGCCAUAUUUGGGUAAGUUUUUGUAAUUUUUUUUUUGGAAAAGAAAUUGAAUUGGUCGAAAAGUAUGAAGUAGUAUUCGUAGCGAAAUUAGAUUAGCUUUUUUUCAGAAAUACUGUAUGCCGUAUAAAAUUGUCCUUAAGGAGUUUUCUACACAUAGCUCAUAAAUCGUAUCAAUUCACGGAAAGAAAGUGUAAGAAUCACCAUUUUUCAGUAAACGAAUUACUCAUUCUUUGCCUACUGCAUCUGCUAUACGUUUAUUAUCAAAAUAAACUUUCUAAUUCCAUAUCCGUCUAGUUUUUGAGUUUUUGAAAAUCUUACAUUUUUCGCAUUGAUGCUCUUUUGAAGGGUCUAAAUGUCACAGGUUUCCAAAAUCUGUCUUCUACACAUUUAAAUGUUUCCUAAAUCAAUUUAAUUUGCAGGUGGCAUCAAAAGGCGGUUUGUUCAAGAUCCACGGCACUAAGAAGACGAUGAUGUGGGAGCGGAAAAAUAUUUUCUCGAAAAAAAUGUCGCCGUUCCCGCAGGUCUGUCUGCACAAAGACACGGUAAUCGAGCAAUUCUCUCCAUCCAAACCGACUGUUUUUCUGCCAACCAACAGAUAGUUUACACCUGCGCCGAACACGCGGAGAACGUAACCGAGCUGAGAAUGUUUACGUUGGAUGGCGAGCUGAAACACGAGUCGUUUAUCGACGGAAUUGGUCAUAAUGGAUCUUUGAGUCCUCUGAAAUUGCUGUUUCAGUCAUUUCCUUGACGAUUUCCGAAGACGGCGAGAUGUACAUUACCAAGCAGCCGACCAGCAGCAAAACUUCUAUUUAUAAGUAAGUAUUGGGGAAAUUAAAUGAACCCCUGAGAAAACUAGGAAGUCGAAUCGAUUUCAAGAGAAAAAAAUAGAGAAUUUUCUUUAUGUAGAUGAGCGUCGGAUACUGACUAAUACUAUAAAAAUGAGCCUACAGAAAAACGACUUGAAAAAAACAGUUGAAGAAUUUUUUUAGAGACGAUUUUAGAAGAUGAAUGUCAAGAACACUUGUGGAAGUCUUCAGUUUUUUUCUUUCAAUAGAAAAAAUUUCAGUUGUUCCUAAACUUCUUCUUUUAUUGAUGUAUACUUCCCAGUUAGUCAUAAAAAACCAAAGAAUUCAACUUUGAAUUCCCUAAUGAAUUUUAUUUUUUAUUGUAGGAAAGUUUCGUCAAAACCUCUUCAAUUUUUGCUCCAAACACCCUUUUUUCUGUUGAAAACAUUCAUUUACCUUUAAAGAAACAGAAAAAAUAUGAAUCUACUUUUCUCUUUUGAAGGAAUAAGUGGUCAUUUUUCAAUAAUUUUGAUCAAGAACUUUUUUUUUCAAAAAUGUGCCAGACGCACCUGAAAUUCAUCUGAACCUUGUCUUUCUGGGAUUCAUUUUGCUCUCUAGAUGCUCUUUCGACGCGCCAAUCGGCUGGGAGGAGCUGCUGACGAGCGACGAAUACGCCUUUUUUUCGCCAUCUGCAGCGUCGACGAAGACACGAUCGUCGCCGCCAUGUCUGAGCAUCCCGUCACGAUGUAUUCAAAGUAAAAAAGCUAGAUUUUUGGAUUAUUUAAAAUAAUCUUAUUCCUAGACAAAAGAUGGUUUUUGUCGAUGUUCCUUCAGCUUCAAUUCGAAAAUCCUUUUCCCAGGCCGGAAAGAGCGAAGGCGACAUUUUCUUCCCUCGGACGAUAAGAAAGUGAGAAAUCGGAGUUAUAGAAAGGCCUAAAAAGAAAAUUCAGAUAUGAGGACGGAAUAUUAUUGAUGGAUAAAGCCGGCAGGUUUCUGAAGUUCGACUUGGAGGGCAACUUCCAAGGGCUGUUGGCGGAGAUCGACGCCUAUCUGGGGAACGGAUUUUGCGUCAAGGACGGAAAGGCUUUGAUGGCUCUCAGUGGAAUUGUUUAUAAUUCAGUGAGUGUGAAAGAUCUUUAAAUUACAAGCUUCCAAAUCAAUAUUUUUUUACACAACAUUUGUCUUCAGGAAGGACAAACCCUUUGUGACGAUUGGCUUGAGUUUAUCGCUUUGGACGGUUCUUCUUGGAAACAACAACGAAAAUCCGAAGCUGCUUCUUCCUGA
This is a messenger RNA of Caenorhabditis auriculariae, 2180 nucleotides long. NCBI's taxonomy places the organism in Eukaryota, Metazoa, Nematoda, Chromadorea, Rhabditida, Rhabditidae. The record is from the annotation of a GenBank genome assembly.